UCCUUGAAAACGAAGAAGACUGAAUCGGAAGUGACGACACAACGUCCAGUUAUAGCCGUUUCUGCAUGCCACGACUGUUUUGUUAUUUAUGGUGUUUCUACCCAACUAACAAAAACUAUGAGUUCUCCGCGUGAGAAACACGGCACUAAACGACCAGCGUCUUCGAGCGAAGAGGAGUCGACCCAGUGGGCCUCGGCUGACCUGGGAAGCGACGAAAGGAAGCAGAAGUUUCUCCGGCUGAUGGGAGCCUCCAAGGUGAAAGAACGCACUGGACGUCUUGUCAUUGGCGACCACAAGUCGACGUCACACGUCCGCAGUGGAACGGAGGACGAGCAAAUUAGCGAGCGCCUUGAGAUGCAGUACCAGCGCGGCAUGGACGAGAAGUUGUCGGGGCGCAACCGGCGACACUGCGGACUCGGCUUCAGCGAGUCUGAGCCGAGUGAGGUCGUCCCGCCUGCGUCGGAGACACCCACUACCGAGUCCAAAGACCUUGAGGACAAAGUGUGCGACACAAACAAGACGGAGAGCGCAGCAGAAAAGGACACAAGCGUCCCAGAAAAAAGCGGGACGGAAGUGAGCGAACGGAAAAGUGCUUACAAAAUGUCUUUUGUCAAGUCAUCAUAGGAGAUAUUAAAGAAUUAUUUUUUCAUUUUUUGCACCGUGCGUAAUUAAUGUGUUGUUGCAUGUCCCAAAAUCACUGGUUUACUUUAAAAAGAGACAACAGACACAGGUUCCUCUUAUUUGUUCAUUUAGUUUGUAAAGUGAACGAUUAAUCGUCCUUGUUAGUAGCAAAUACAUACAUUGUGUGACCACUAGAUGACGCUACAAACUGGUCAAACUAUUUCAUAAAAAAUAAAACUGUGAUGUAAAAUGUU
Molecule: messenger RNA, 875 nt
Organism: Syngnathus acus (greater pipefish)
Lineage: Eukaryota; Metazoa; Chordata; Actinopteri; Syngnathiformes; Syngnathidae
Gene: c6h11orf58
Product: chromosome 6 C11orf58 homolog
Exons: 5
Coding region: 118-624 (168 amino acids)
Source: RefSeq, a predicted model, not a curated record